Nakaseomyces glabratus is the source of this 948-nucleotide messenger RNA. It is a transcript of the gene MRPL4, whose product is annotated as mitochondrial 54S ribosomal protein uL29m. Gene Ontology annotation, molecular function: structural constituent of ribosome. The record is from RefSeq and is a predicted model, not a curated record. Gene Ontology annotation, biological process: mitochondrial translation. Gene Ontology annotation, cellular component: mitochondrial ribosome; mitochondrial large ribosomal subunit. NCBI's taxonomy places the organism in Eukaryota, Fungi, Ascomycota, Saccharomycetes, Saccharomycetales, Saccharomycetaceae.
AUGUUGAGACGGCAGUUCCAUUCUGGGUGCGUGCAGCUGGCGCGGACGAGGUACACGAAGCCCAAGCCGAAGAAUACUGAGACGAGGGCAAAAGAGCAGAUCAGGUUGCCCACUCAGCAAACACACCACUCUAAUGAGUUACGCAUUCAACCACCUAUCCCUCCGUCUACGAAGAAUAUUGUGGUACCAGAUGACCAUCCGCUGUGGCAGUUCUUUUCAGAUAAGAAGUUUAUGAGACGUCCGGAGGACCUAGACACAACUUCGCGUGCCUGGAGUAUUCCCGAGUUAAGAAGGAAGUCAUUUGAGGAUUUACAUUCACUUUGGUAUACCUGUUUGAAAGAAAGGAAUAUUUUGGCUAGGGAAAAUCACUUGCUGAAGAACGCUGCCAAGAACAAUAGAAAUGACUAUGAAGACAUAAGUGAAAAGAUUAGAACUACAAUGUGGAGAAUCAGACACGUUCUGAGUGAAAGGGAUUGGGCUUUCAAAAGAGCGAGAGAGACUUUUGCUCAAAACAAGGAAUUACAGGAUAAUUUAGUGGAUGAUUUCAAGAAAGAGUUUCUUGAACUUGACUCAAGUGAAGAUGAACAAGCAUUUGAAAUGCUGACAAGAUUCCAGGAGGCUCUAUUUGGAAUUCAUGAGGUCAUUGAAGAUAAUGUAGUGGAUAGAAAGUUUGUCGACGGUUUGAAACUUGUUGCAACGUUGAAACUUCAGAGAUUCCAAUCUCGUAACGACUCAAUCAAUGCCAUUUUGGAAGAAAGUGAUGGUCAGAUCAAUGACGUUGGAGAGGCUUUCGUGGUAUUUACAGCGGAUAACAACUUGAAGGCUGUUGAAGAGGCAUGUGAUGCAAUCAAAGAAUUAAGGCAAGGAGAAAAUGGAGUCUCGAGAUUUGACGAAUUACCAACAGUAAGAGGAUAUUUGAAGAGGUUGGUCAGUGCUACAACUGUCUGA